Messenger RNA from Scatophagus argus, 1913 nucleotides. Its product is annotated as immunoglobulin lambda-1 light chain-like. Bases 556 to 1497 code for a protein of 313 amino acids. The transcript is spliced from 5 exons. The record is from RefSeq and is a predicted model, not a curated record. NCBI's taxonomy places the organism in Eukaryota, Metazoa, Chordata, Actinopteri, Scatophagidae.
UGUAAUCUAAAUUAUCCAGCAACCUGAAUGUGUUUGUGCUCAUAUGGAGGUUUUGUUGUCUUUCUGCAUCACGGUGAGCCAGAUUUCUGAUCUGCUGUCAGAUUCAAAUCAAGACCAGGAACCUUGAGACUGAAUGAGUUUGUCAUUUGUCUUGUUUCUGAUGUGAAAUCCUGGACCAGAGUGAGGAGUUGUAAUGACAGCACAGUGAGCUCUGUGGUCACAUUAACACCUGUGUACAGUCAGUGAUGUGUCAGUGAUGUGCAGCAACAGACAGGAUGCAGUCCUCCAUCUCUAUGCUAACCGUGUGCUGCCUGUUGCUCCUCGGCUCCUCCUCCUCUCCCCUUUAAAACCUCCCACUGUGCGGAAAACCACACGGCAGCCCGAGCCGAGCCGUCGAUCAAUUAUCUGUGGGCCGCGGGGGCCGACGGGAGGUCUGAGGACCUGUUAGAAACCACGUGGGCCUCGUCUGAUCCGGCAGCUCGUCCUGGUUUGGCCUCGGCUGCAUCGGAGCGCCACUUCUCCCCAGGUUCACCAGAGGAAACACCACUGCACAAAAUGCUUUUCCUCCCAGCUGCUGCUCUGUGCUGUCUGUGUUCAGCGCUGGCUGCCAUGGCAGCACAGCUGACUCAGGACCAGUUAUCACUGACCAGGAGAGUCAGUCAAAGCGUCUCCUUCAGCUGUGGAGGAACUGACCAGUGUGACAGGAGUUAUGUCUACUGGUAUCAGAAGAAAGACACAGAAACAUUCAGAAGGAUUCUCAGUCUUAGCAGUAGGAGUUGUAGCAUAGGCUACAGGUAUGGUCAUCCUCAGGAAAAUGAUUUCGCAGCUGUGAGAGAACAGAACGGCUGUGAGCUGAAGAUCCAGACAGUUAAUCUCCUUCAUUCAGCCACCUACUACUGUGCCUGUUGGAAGAGAGAUACGUGGUACUUCAUCUUUGGCUCUGGAACUAAACUGUAUGUAACAGAUGAGGAGGUAGUGAAGCCCGUGGUGAGCGUGUACCCAGCAGCCCACCUGGACAGGAAGGGCUCCCUGCUGUGUGUGGCCUCACACAUGUUUCCUCCUCGGGUCAAGAUCUCCUGGAAAAGACGAAGGAAGACUGAGACUGUGGAGGAGGUCCUGCCUCAUGAGGGAGAGCAGCUGAAACUCAAAGAGUCGGGAUGCACUGCCAGCAUCAGACUGGUUGAUCGUGACCCGCACUACACAUAUAAAUAUCGUUGCUACGUCGAGCACGAGGGGGGCACAGUGGAGGCCCAAACAGAACAAGAGGUUCCUGCUGUACCACCACCAGCUACUCCAUCCCUUCCACCAUCAGCAGUUCCAUCAUUUCCACAAUCAACACCUCCAACAGAUUUUCUCCAGUCUCAGUGCAGGGUGAAGCUGCUCUGUGUGCUCUACACAGUGCUGAUAGUGAAGAGUCUGGUGUACUGCUAUGGACUCUCUCUGCUGAUGAUCCUCAGAAACAAGGGACCGUCCACCAGCUGCACACAUGCUGACUGACUGUUUUCUGCUCAACUUUUCUCACCAUCAAAUCUCAACAAUUGAUCUCAUUCAACGUUUUGAUCAGCAGACACAAAUGUCAGUUUUCAUAUUUUGUGGUUGGUUGUAAAAUUUCUCUUUUUAUGGACAGGUCUGAAACUGUCAUCCUAACAAUAUAAAUACAUGUAUACACAUAUUGUUUGCAGUCAGUGAGUGUAAAUUCUGUGUAAUCGUGUUGUUUACGUGCUGUAGUUUAGUUUGAAUUGUGACGUGUGUAAUAAUAUAAAAUAAAGCUGAAUUGUUAUCUGACUGAUUAUAUUUUUCUGUUCUUGUGUUUCUUUUUAAUACAUUAUGCAGAAUGAGGCAGCUUUGUCCAAUUCUUUCAGUGUAACAAUCUCAAUAAAGUGAAAAAUCACAGCGUCUGUGUUUUGGAAACA